GAAGUUGAACUAACAAAAUGUAGAAUUUCUCACCAAACACCCACAUAAUCUCUACUUCCCAAUACCUAUAAAACGCUCAUCAUCUCUUGCAAUUGCAUAAACAAGCACACUUCAAGUAUUCAUUUUGAAGCACUUCUUGUCAUCUCCCAUCUGAUUUUCUUAAUCAUGGCUUCCCAUCGUUUGCCUUUCUUUGUGCUACCGUUUUUAUUCGUCACUUUGUCAUUGAUGAGCAGCAACACAGUCUUGGUUGGUGCUCGGCGUCUUUUGGAGACAUCUAUGCCGUCCUUCCCAAAGGUUGAACUUCCAAAUCCUGAAUUGCCAGAAAUUCCAAAACCCGAAAUACCUAAAAUGCCUGAGUUGCCUAAAGUUCCGGAGUUGCCAAAACCUGAAUUGCCUAAGAUUCCCGAGUUUCUGAAAGUGCCAGAGUUGCCAAAACCUGAAUUACCUAAGGUUCCUGAGUUUCCAAAAGUGCCAAAGUUGCCAAAGCCUGAAUUUCCUAAGGUUCCCGAGAUGAAAAAACCUGAAAAAGUCAAAGUUCCACAGUCAUCAAAGCCAGAAUUACCUAAAGUUCCUGAGAUGCCCAAAGCUCCUACAUUGUCAAAAUUUGAAGCACCAAAAAUUCCCGAGUUACCAAAGCCAGAGUUGCCUAAAGUUCCCGAGGUGCCCAAGCCUGAAUUACCCAAGGCUCCCGAGUUGCCAAAAGUUCCAGAGUUACCGACGUUGGAAUUGCCUAAAGUUCCAGAGGUGCCUAAGCCUGAAUUGCCCAAAGCUCCUGAAUUACCAAAAAUUCCCGAGUUAACAAAAUCAGAAUUGCCUAAAAUUCCUGAGGUACCGAAACCAGAAUUGGCCAAAGUUCCUGAGGUACCAAAACUUGAAUUACCAAAAGUUCCCGAAUUGCCAAAACCGGAAGAACCCAAAAUUCAAGAGCUACCCAAACCAGAAAUACCUAAAUUACCCAACCUACUAAAGCCGGAAACACCUAAACAAGGACUGCCCUAAUUUGCCUGAUUUGCCUACCAUGCCAAAAUCUUGAAUCAUGUGUUGAUUAGCAUAUUUAAAUUCAUUUCAUGAAUCACUUGUAGACCAUAUUAUUUAUAAAAGUUGCUUUGUGUGAUUUUAUUGUUAUCAUCUAUAUAUUAUACAUGUAAACUUUCAAAAUAAAUUUGAAGUUAUAUACAAAGUUUUCCUUUUUAUUUA
This is a messenger RNA of Gossypium arboreum, 1197 nucleotides long. Its product is annotated as protein PELPK1-like. The transcript has a single exon. NCBI's taxonomy places the organism in Eukaryota, Viridiplantae, Streptophyta, Magnoliopsida, Malvales, Malvaceae. The record is from RefSeq and is a predicted model, not a curated record. The coding region runs from base 166 to 999 and encodes 277 amino acids.